AUGGGAGUGCAGAGACGCAGGCCGCCCGCCCAGGGGCGGCGCGGCUGUCGGGCGGGCGACACGGCAGCGCACGGCCGCCAGGGGUCGCCAAAGGCCUCGGCUCGUGCGCUCGGGCUCCUCCGCCCGCGGUCGCCGCGCCCGAGCGAGCUGGAGAGCGAGCGGAGCCAGAGCGCUGCGGGCUCACAAAGCGGCCGGACGCGCGGCGGCGGGUGGCAGGAGCUUUGGAGAGCGACGCGGCGGAUCAGCCUCCUCUGCGACCGCGCCACGCGAGCUCGAGCAACUCGGACGUGCGGACCCGGGCCGGCCCCCACGAUGCCGGCGAUCGCGGUGCUGGCGGCGGCGGCCGCGGCGUGGUGCUUCCUCCAGGUGGAGAGUCGGCACCCGGACGCGCUCGCCGGCGGCGCGGGCCCCCACAACGACAAUUUUCUAGACAAUGACCGGUGGCUGAGCACCGUCUCCCAGUACGACCGGGACAAGUACUGGAACCGCUUUCGAGACGAAGUUGAGGAUGAUUAUUUCAGAAACUGGAAUCCCAACAAGCCCUUUGACCAAGCCCUGGACCCAUCCAAAGACCCCUGCCUGAAGGUGAAAUGCAGCCCUCACAAAGUAUGUGUGACCCAGGACUACCAGACUGCUGUGUGUGUCAGCCGCAAGUACCUGCUCCCCAGGCAAAAGAAGGGGAACGUGGCCCACAAACACUGGGUCGGACCCUCGAAUCUGGUGAAGUGCAAGCCCUGCCCUGCGGCGCAGUCAGCCAUGGUCUGUGGCUCCGAUGGCCACACCUAUACUUCCAAGUGCAAGUUGGAGUUCCAUGCUUGUUCCACUGGAAAAAGCCUCACCAUCCUCUGUGACGGGCCCUGUCCAUGUCUUCCGGAGCCUGAGCCACCAAAACACAAGACAGAAAAGAAUGCCUGCACAGAUAAGGAGUUGAGGAACCUUGCGUCCCGGCUGAAAGACUGGUUUGGAGCCCUUCACGAGGAUGCCAACAGGGUCAUCAAGCCCACCAGCUCUGACGCAGCUCCAGGCAGAUUUGACACCAGCAUCCUGCCCAUCUGCAAGGACUCCCUGGGCUGGAUGUUCAACAAGUUGGACAUGAACUAUGACCUCCUGCUUGACCACUCAGAGAUCAAUGCCAUCUACCUGGAUAAGUAUGAGCCCUGUAUCAAGCCUCUCUUCAACUCCUGUGACUCCUUCAAGGAUGGCAAGCUCUCCAACAACGAAUGGUGCUACUGCUUCCAGAAGCCUGGAGGUCUCCCUUGCCAGAAUGAAAUGAACAGGAUUCAGAAGCUGAGCAAGGGGAAAAGCCUGUUGGGAGCAUUCAUCCCUCGGUGCAAUGAGGAGGGCUAUUACAAAGCCACGCAGUGCCACGGCAGCACCGGGCAGUGCUGGUGUGUGGAUAAGUACGGCAACGAGCUGGCCGGCUCCAGGAAACAGGGCACCGUGAGCUGUGAAGAGGAGCAGGAGACUUCAGGGGAUUUUGGCAGUGGUGGCGCUGUGGUCCUGCUGGAUGACCUAGACGACGAGCGGGAGCUGGGGCCAAAGGACACGCUGGGGCGGCUGAGGGUGCGCACCCGGGCAGUGACAGAAGAUGAUGAGGAUGGGGACGACGACAAGGAGGACGAGGCGGGCUACACCUGGUAGUUAGUCCCCACGAGGAAGAGGACACGCGGUCUGCACGGAAUUGCAAGUCACUUCCUACUCCUGCAUUUGUAUCUAAGACUCCACGGCACCAAGGCCUGUUCUCCACUGUUGCUCUCUGUACGUGACCCGAGGUUUGGAAGACCGCUCCUUGUCCCCAGAGCAUUCUGGUCUUGCAUACAGUUGUGUGGGAAGAAGGGUGUGGUGUUUUGUUCUUUGAGACAGGGGAGCGGCCGACUCAAUUAAAGCCUCCUUCCCUCCCGUGA
Messenger RNA from Callorhinus ursinus (northern fur seal), 1904 nucleotides. The record is from RefSeq and is a predicted model, not a curated record. NCBI's taxonomy places the organism in Eukaryota, Metazoa, Chordata, Mammalia, Carnivora, Otariidae.